Trichoplax adhaerens is the source of this 2136-nucleotide messenger RNA. RefSeq lists its product as uncharacterized. Gene Ontology annotation, molecular function: G protein-coupled GABA receptor activity. Gene Ontology annotation, biological process: G protein-coupled receptor signaling pathway; gamma-aminobutyric acid signaling pathway. The coding region runs from base 1 to 2136 and encodes 711 amino acids. The transcript has 12 exons. Lineage: Eukaryota; Metazoa; Placozoa; Uniplacotomia; Trichoplacea; Trichoplacidae. The record is from RefSeq and is a predicted model, not a curated record. Gene Ontology annotation, cellular component: membrane; G protein-coupled receptor heterodimeric complex.
AUGGCUAUUCAUAUAAUAUUACUCUUAACAGUAGCUGUUGUAAGUAGCUAUGGUAAGGAGGACAUCUACCUUGGCUGUAUUUAUCCUACUAGCAAUAAUUUCGCAGCUAUACGUGGCCAAGGUUAUGCAACUGCAGUUAAAAUUGCUGCAAAAUUGAUCAAUCAGAGAGAUGAUAUAUUGCCGGAUUAUAAUUUAAAAAUUCUCUUCAAGGAUUCUCAGUUGGCGUCUCGAUAUGCUGUUAAAAGUUUAGUUGAAUUAAUUAGCGAAAAAAAACAAAUCUUUGGCUUUCUUGGACCAGUUUCAUCGUCAUGCUGUGAAGGUACAGCAGCUGUGGCUCCAUUUUGGAAUCUGAUACAGAUCUCGAAUGGGUGUACGUCGGUUUCACUUGGUAACAAUAAACUUUAUCCGCUGUUCUAUCGAAUGACGCUAAAUGAUACAUCUUAUAAUGGUGUAUUGGUGGAUAUCUUCCAAAAAAUGAAUUGGACAAGCGCGGGAGUUAUUAAUUAUCAAGACUUUACCUUUACAAGUAUAACGGAAGAUUUAGUCGCACAAUUCAAGAAGGUUGGCAUUGACUAUGAUAUUCAAAGUUUCGCUAUUGAUCCCGUGGCUAGAGUUGAUAAGUUAAAGGAUGCCGAUACGCGAAUCUAUGUUCUCUAUGUCUAUCCUGCACAAGCCAUUAGAAUUAUAUGUAGGGCUUAUGAAUUAAAUAUGUUUGGACCUGGUCAUGUCUGGUUCUUACCAGAAUGGUAUGGUUCAUUGUGGUAUGAUAAUGAGAUUCAUGCGGUGAAUUGUUCUAGAAAUCAAAUUCGACAAACCUUAGAUGGCUCAUUUGGAUUACAACAAGUUUUUCUUUCGUCAGAUAAUUUGACGACUAUUUCAGGCUUGACACCACAACAGUAUGUGGAUCAGUAUUUGGCGAUAUCUCCAUCUAAACAAAUUCGCGAUGAGAAUACGUUGAGUUUUGAUUCCCUUUGGGCGUUUGCUCUUGCCCUGAAUCGAACUGAUGCAAUAUUGAGAGAAACUAACGAAAAUUUAACUCAAUUUACUUAUAAUGAUACAAGAAUAAGAAAUUUACUUUAUUCGUCGUUAUCUAAUCUUACUUUCGACGGAAUAAGUGGGAGAGUGGCGUUUGUUGAUGGUGAUAGGACAGGGGAUAUUGAAAUAAGCCAAUAUCAAGGUAAUAAAAGGAUAACGUUGUGCAGUGAUGCAGUACAUUUAAAUAAAAGAAUUUCGUCUGUUAAGCUUAACUGUGGCAAGGUACCUGUAGGUGCCAUAACUGUCGUAGUAUACAGCUUAACAGUGUCUAUUCCUGUCUUUAUUGUGUUUACUACUCUAUCAUUCAUUGGAAUACUUUCAGCGAUGUACUUCCUUUAUUUCAAUACCAGUAACAGGCAUAUUAGAGCAAUUAAGAUGUCCAGUCCAAACAUGAACAAUAUCCUGGUUCUAGGUUGCAUCUUAUGCUACGCUUCACUGAUAAUCUACGGCCUUGAUGCGGGUUUAGUGGAUUCGCAAGCGAUUUCACACAGCUGUAUCGCUUAUGGCUGGAUUUUAUGCUUUGGCUUUACUCUAUCAUUUGGUUCGUUGUUCUCUAAAACUUGGAGAGUUUAUAGAAUUUACUCAACUGGCUAUAAGAAAAAAAUAAUUAUAAGGGACAAAAGAUUGCUAUUGUGGAUAAUUGUUUUGGCUAUUAUUGAUACUUGCUUACUAUUGCUUUGGAUGUAUCUUGAUCCAGUUACAGUAAAAAUUGUCGAAUCUCAACCAAAGACAAAUCCAUUUGAAAAUCCUGACAUGAGAAUUCGUUAUAAGACUGUAAUAUGUUACAACAGUCAAAAAGCAAUAUGGCUGGGUAUAAUCUAUGGGUAUAAGUUUCUGUUCCUACUGUUUGGAGCUUUUUUGGCAUGGGAAACUCGUAACGUUCACAUACGCGAAUUAAAUGAUUCAAGAUAUAUUGGUAUGUCGGUGUAUAACGUUUUCGUCAUUUCAGCCAUUGGAGCCUUAUUAAACGAAUUUGUUGUUGCCACACCAACAGUCAAAUACGUAAUGAUUGCGAUUUUGACUUUGCUGGGUACAACUAUUACUCUAUGUUUGGUCUUUGUGCCCAAGGUAAAUUCUAAUUCAUCGCUGUUCAUAAUCUAA